Peromyscus leucopus (white-footed mouse) is the source of this 1107-nucleotide messenger RNA. Its product is annotated as polyadenylate-binding protein 2. The record is from RefSeq and is a predicted model, not a curated record. NCBI's taxonomy places the organism in Eukaryota, Metazoa, Chordata, Mammalia, Rodentia, Cricetidae. Gene Ontology annotation, molecular function: RNA binding.
CGGCCCGCCUUGGAGGUGGGGUCUCAUUUGAUUGCCAAGUAGAAUUCCCCAAUAGUGUUCGAGCUCGAGGUGACGGGCAGGCUGGCUGACUAAUGAAUCCUUGGCGUGGCCGGCACAAUUCUCCAAUCGCCGAGCGGCGGGCCCCAGUCUGAGCGGCGAUGGCGGCGGCAGCGGCGGCGGCAGCAGCAGCGGGGGCUGCGGGCGGUCGGGGCUCCGGGCCGGGGCGGCGGCGCCAUCUUGUGCCCGGGGCCGGUGGGGAGGCCGGGGAGGGGGAUCCGGGGGGCGGGGACUACGGGAACGGCCUGGAGUCUGAGGAACUGGAGCCUGGAGAGCUGCUGCCGGAACCCGAGCCCGAAGAGGAGCCGCCCCGGCCCCGUGCCCCCCCCGGAGCUCCGGGUCCUGGCCCCGGCUCGGGAGCCCCCGGCAGCCAGGAGGAGGAGGAAGAGCCGGGACUGGUCGAGGCCGACCCCGGGGACGGCGCCAUUGAGGACCCGGAGCUAGAAGCGAUCAAAGCUCGAGUCAGGGAGAUGGAGGAAGAGGCUGAGAAGCUAAAGGAGCUACAAAACGAGGUAGAGAAGCAGAUGAAUAUGAGUCCACCCCCAGGCAAUGCUGGCCCAGUGAUUAUGUCUCUUGAGGAGAAGAUGGAGGCCGAUGCCCGUUCUAUCUAUGUUGGCAAUGUGGACUAUGGUGCCACAGCAGAAGAGCUGGAAGCUCACUUUCAUGGCUGUGGUUCAGUCAAUCGUGUUACGAUACUCUGUGACAAAUUUAGUGGCCAUCCCAAAGGGUUUGCGUAUAUAGAGUUCUCAGACAAGGAGUCAGUGAGGACUUCCCUGGCCUUAGAUGAGUCCCUGUUUAGAGGAAGACAGAUCAAGGUGAUUCCCAAACGAACCAACAGACCAGGCAUCAGUACAACAGACCGGGGUUUCCCGCGUGCCCGAUACCGUGCCCGGACUACCAAUUACAACAGCUCCCGAUCUCGAUUCUACAGUGGUUUUAACAGCAGGCCCCGGGGUCGAGUCUACAGGGGCCGGGCUAGAGCGACAUCAUGGUAUUCCCCUUACUAAAAAAAGUGUGUAUUAGGAGGAGAGAGAGGAAAAAAAGAGGAAA